UGUGCCCACUGUUUCCUCUCAUGUAUCGGGAACGCGCCUGUGAGUAGUACUGCGCGCCUCUCUUCUCACGGUCGAGUGCAUCAGCAUUAUUUAUUACACAGUAGACCCUUGGUGAAGAUGGCGAUGUACUCGGCUCUUCGGUGCGUUUCUUCAAACUUUUGCGCUACUCUGCCAUUAAUAACUAGAUCCACUCAGAUUUCAUCGUGUCAAUAUUUCUUGCGGACCAACUUUCAUCGCACACUGAGCACAACCUCGCGUCUCUCUUCAGCCCUCAAAUUCACAGACAAGCAUGAGUGGGUUCGAGUGGAGGGGGGAAUCGGAACAGUUGGUGUCAGUAGCUAUGCUCAGGAAGCAUUAGGUGAUAUUGUUUACUGUGGUCUGCCUGAGGUUGGGACCCAGCUUGAACAAAUGGAGGAGUUUGGAGCGUUGGAAAGUGUAAAGGCCGCCAGCGAGCUGUACUCUCCGCUCACAGGGGAGGUAACCGAAAUCAACACUGAACUGGCAGACAACCCCGGCCUAGUCAAUUCAGCCUGUUAUGAAGGAGGGUGGUUGAUUAAGAUGACCAUUGGCAGUCCUGGGGAACUUGACGGUUUGAUGGACGAAGACGCAUAUGGCAAAUUUGUAAAAUCACUUGAAACUGAUGACUAAUACUGUUAAGAUGCUACUUUUCUUACUUGAUGUUAAUCAUGAUCAAAAUUUGCAUCUCAUUGGGAAAAUACUAAUGUUUUACUUUUUUCAUUUUAUUUAUUUUGAUUGUGAUUGUUACAAGUAAUCAAACAGUAGUUUACCUCAAAUGUUAACCAAAAAUGUAGGCCUACGCAUAACACUUUAAAAUUAUGUUUCCAAAGGGCUUUAGCCACAGUCCUUUAUGAAAUAGUUGGGACCAGGUUCAUAUGGUUGAUCUUUGUAAGCACGAUUUUCUUUGUGAACAAAGUGACAAUAAAACACAAGUCAGUGAUCAUAAAGA
Molecule: messenger RNA, 967 nt
Organism: Sardina pilchardus (European sardine)
Lineage: Eukaryota; Metazoa; Chordata; Actinopteri; Clupeiformes; Clupeidae
Gene: gcshb
Product: glycine cleavage system protein H (aminomethyl carrier), b
Exons: 5
Coding region: 118-648 (176 amino acids)
Biological process (GO): protein lipoylation; glycine decarboxylation via glycine cleavage system
Cellular component (GO): glycine cleavage complex; cytoplasm; mitochondrion
Source: RefSeq, a predicted model, not a curated record